AUAAUCUAUGUUUUUUGGCCAGCAAUUCGUCGAAUCAGUUUUGUAGAGUUGACAGAAUGAAGUUAUCGCAUUUUUUUCAUAUUAUUCUCAUCUUAUCCUGCCUAGGCGUAUCGCAUUCAUUAUUUGGGAAAAAGAAGAAAUUUCAAAUUUUGAAAUUUGAAGAAUGCUCUGACUACCCCAACCUGAAUAUGCGUGUGAUCGAAUUCAAAAAUCAUGCCUACUCUAAGAAAAAUAGAACAAUGGAAGUUACCCUGCAAGUUGAUAAGGACAUUACUGAAGAUAUGUGGGUCACUACCAAUCUAUGGAAAUGCGAUUUGUCUGGUGCUCCAGAUACCUGCGAAUUCUAUGUCAAAGAUUUGAAGAUCGACAAAUUGUGUGCAAAGAUACCACAGAAAAAUCAGGCGUGGACUAGCAUGGUUGAAUCUUUUCGGCCUGAGUUCUCUUGUCCUUUGAAAAAGGGAAAAUAUGCUUCAGAGCCAGUCAUAGAUGAGACGCCAUUUCGAUUUUUUCCUCUACCUAUGGGAUUAUGGAAGACUAAAGCUUUCAUAUAUGAGGGAGAUGAUAAAAUUUUCUGUCUUGAUUUUCACGCCAAAAUUUAUGAAGUUCGAGAAAAUUAAUGAUUUUUUUAAAGUCAAAUUUAACUUUGAAUAAGCUAAGGAAUGAUUUGUAAAGCAAUAUUUCAAAAAUAA
Molecule: messenger RNA, 689 nt
Organism: Harmonia axyridis
Lineage: Eukaryota; Metazoa; Arthropoda; Insecta; Coleoptera; Coccinellidae
Exons: 4
Coding region: 57-617 (186 amino acids)
Source: RefSeq, a predicted model, not a curated record